Messenger RNA from Hypomesus transpacificus, 4324 nucleotides. It is a transcript of the gene esyt2a, whose product is annotated as extended synaptotagmin-like protein 2a. Bases 168 to 2885 code for a protein of 905 amino acids. The transcript has 24 exons. Lineage: Eukaryota; Metazoa; Chordata; Actinopteri; Osmeriformes; Osmeridae. Gene Ontology annotation, molecular function: lipid binding. The record is from RefSeq and is a predicted model, not a curated record. Gene Ontology annotation, biological process: lipid transport.
ACUGAACGAAGUGCGUGUAGGACCGAAAGGCACACCAAGCGAAGGCAGGAUGUGGUAAAGGGAUUAAGUAGAGCUGGAAACUGGUCGAAAGACGCCAUGCACUCCACGGGUCUGGAAUUCUGAAUUCAGUAUUAUCCUAUGAAUGUCGCAGACAGAAAAGAGUGGAAAUGAGUAACAAUGGAGUGCAAGAUGCAGGGUCCAAGCUAGGUUCCGCAGGGCAGGUCAAGGAAAAUGGACCGGAUAAACCCAACAGUCCAAAUGGCACCAAUACAAACCCAAUCACUCCGGUGGAUCCCGAUGAUGAGCCACAAUCAGCCAUUACGGAUGUCACUCAGAUGUUGAUGAAACUUGCAAAGACUUUCAUCGUUAUUUUUCCCAUUUAUGUUUUGGGAUAUUUUGAGUUCAGCUUUAGCUGGAUUCUUGUUGGACUUGCCACUUUUUUCUGGUACAGAAGACACCAUGGAAAUAAGAGCACGAGACUUAACCGAGUCUUGGCGUUUUUGGUGCAUGAAGAAAAAACAGUGAGGCAAAGUUUGCCUACUUCCGAGUUGCCACCCUGGGUCCAUUUCCCAGACGUUGAGAGAGUGGAAUGGCUCAACAAGACCGUGAAGCAGAUGUGGCCGUACAUCUGUCAGUUUGUGGACAAGCUUUUCCGGGAGACCAUCGAGCCGGCAGUGAAGGGGGCUAACCCUCACCUUAGCACCUUCAGCUUCACCAAGAUAGACAUGGGGGACAAGCCUUUAAGGGUGAACGGGGUGAAGGUGUACAGUGAGAACGUGGACAAACGUCAGAUCAUCAUGGACCUGCAGAUAAGCUUUGUCGGGAAUACGGAAAUAGAUGUGGACAUCAAAAAAUACUACUGCCGAGCGGGCAUAAAGAGCAUACAGCUUCAGGGGACGCUGCGUGUCGUCAUGGAGCCUCUUCUGGGGGACAUGCCGCUGAUUGGAGCGCUGUCGGUCUUCUUCCUGCAGAAGCCUUUUCUGGACAUCAAUUGGACAGGCCUCACAAACAUUCUGGACAUUCCAGGGUUGAAUGGUCUGUGUGACAACCUCAUUCAGGACAUCAUCAACAGCUACCUGGUCCUGCCCAACCGUAUCACCAUUCCUCUGGUGGGAGACUCCCAGCUGGCUCAGCUACGCUUCCCCAUUCCUAAGGGCGUCCUGAGGAUUCACUUCCUUGAGGCUCAGGAACUGAUUGGCAAGGACAAGUUCCUGGGAGGGCUGAUCAAGGGCAAGUCUGACCCAUAUGGGAUCAUCCAGAUUGGCAAACAGCUCUUCCAGAGCAAGGUCAUCAAAGAGAACGUCAACCCCAAAUGGAAUGAAGUCUACGAGGCUUUGGUGUAUGAUAACUCAGGGCCCCACCUGGACAUCGAGCUGUUUGACGAGGACACAGACAAGGAUGACUUCCUGGGCAGUUUAAUGAUUGAUAUCUCAGAGCUUCAGAAAGAACAGAAGGUGGAUGAGUGGUUUGUUCUGGAGGAGGUGGCUUCGGGGAAGUUGCAUUUGAGGAUGGAGUGGCUGUCUCUGCUCUCAACUCCUGAAAAGCUGGAUCAGGUGUUGUCCAGUGUCAAGGCUGACCGAGGCCUGGCCAAUGACGGCCUCUCGUCUGCUCUGCUGGUGGUCUUCCUGGACUCAGCCAGGAGCCUUCCGAGUGUCUUCGAGGGGAACGUGGGCUGUGGCUACUUGAAAGAGAGACGGGCAUCUGGCCUAGUCUUUUGUGAGAAUACCGCCUCACUCUAUAGGACGCUAUUUUCUGGUAAGAAAGUGAGCAGCGACCCCAAUCCAUUCGUCCAGUUCACUGUCGGCCACAAAACAUGCGAGAGCAAGACCCGGUUCAAGACUAAUGAGCCAGUGUGGGAGGAGACCUUCACCUUCCUCAUUCACAACCCCAAGAGCCAGGAGCUGGAGGUGGAGGUGAAGGAUGAGAAACACGAGUCCUCGCUGGGGACGUUGAAGGUGCCCCUCACUGAACUCCUGGAGGCGGAGGAGAUGACGAUCAACAAGCGUUUCCCUCUGAAGAACUCUGGGCCCAGCUGCACUCUCAAGAUCAAGAUGGCACUGAAGGUGCUGUGUCUAGAGAAAGCUACCAAGUCCGACCAGACCCCAUCCUCAGUCCAAGUGCGCAAGGCCAGCACCAGCACCCCUGUACCCUCCCAACGCACCUCCGUCUCCGAGCCCCCGCGCUCUGUCUCGGAUCUCCCUCCUUCCAUGGCUGCCUCCUCCCAGGACCUCCCCAGGCGAAGUGGGGGGGACGUGGGGCCUUCUUUCGGCAGCCCAGGGGCAGUGGGUCAGGGUAAAGGUCUGGCAGAGGCUGGCCGAAGCAGCUCCAACCUUGCUAUCUCUGGUUCCCAGCUUUACCUGGCUGGGAAGGAGCCCACCCCUAGCAUCGCCUCGGACAUCUCCAACCCUUACGCCACACAGGAGCUGCAGCAGAGGUUGCGUCAGCUGCAGAAUGGCUCAGGCCCCAGUCAUUUCCCCCUUGGAGAGGUACAGCUCACAGUGAGACACAGCUCUCAGAGGAACAAGCUUGUCGUGGUGUUGCACGCCUGCAGGAACCUGAUAUCGUUCACAGAGAGCGGCUCAGACCCCUAUGUUCGUCUGUAUCUGCUGCCCGACAAACGACGCUCUGGCCGGAGAAAAACUCACACACACAAGAAGUCACUCAACCCAGUUUAUGAUCAGACAUUUGAGUUUAACGUGUCGAUUGUGGAGCUCCACCGGAGGACUCUGGACGUAGCCGUGAAGAACGGAGGACAUCUGCUCUCCAAACACAAGGGACUGCUGGGGAAGGUUCUGGUGGAUUUGACCUCUGACGAUAUUGCUAAGGGUUGGACGCAAUGGUAUGAGCUAAGUGAAGAUGGUUUGAGGAAACCUGCUCAGCUGUAGAUACAAACUGACAGACAAGAUUGAGGAGGUCCUGGCCAGGAGGCGUGGGAGGAGCACUGCUCUUCAGUGGACAGGAGAAGACAGGGAAAUGUGCUAUACUAAGUCUCCUUUUACUUUGCAAUGCUACCAAACAUGUACAGAGAGCGUAACUGCCUUUCCAUUCAGUUACAUUGCGUUUUAGUUUAUUUUUAUGUUUACUAUAAUUAUUCUUAUUUACGUUACUUGCUUUUGUAAAGUGUUUUAUAUUCAUUUAAACACAUCAGUCGCAACAUUAUCAACCCCUUUAAUGAGUUAUUCUGUGCAAAAGAGGAAAAGUAGUACAUAGUAUGUAAGGUAUCUACAGGCAAAUAUAAAAAAAGAGAAUUCCUUCUUCGAAGAUGUUAUGGACUGUAACAAUAUUGUCUUGCUAUCGCAGUUCCAUCAUACAUACUGCCUUAUUCUUUUAGGGAGGACUAUGUACAGUACACAACAUGUAAAUAUGUACAAUGAAGCGGACUAAAAAUAAUGUUUAUAAUAAUAUUAGAAAAAGGUGUUUCGCUUAGUCAAAAUGAUCACCUUCUCAACAAACUUUCCAAUGUCAUAAAUUGAAAUUCCAAGGGAUUCUGAUGUUCCUCUUGCAACUUGUGGAGUUCAUACAAGCCUGUAAUCUCUGUACAUUUGAAAUUAGUCACCAAAGAGAAAAGUAUUUAAUCUAACUGUAUGUGGGUUUUAAGCCAAAUAUGUAUGGAAGUUUGCACACUACUUUGUGUUUUUAAAGUGUUUUUAGGGAUCAUACUUUUAGCGAGAGUAGUUGAAUAAAUACAUUUUACUUAAUUCCAUCUUUUAUUUAACAAAACAUUGGUGUCUUCAGAUCUCUAAACUCAACAGUUGAUAGAGAAACACUGUACUAUGUGGGUAGUCAGUCAUGGCUGUUAUAAAUAAACACCAGUCUUAAUUUAGAUGUUUUUCAUUCAUACACUUUUACCUAGUACACGUUACGGCAUGCACAUUGUGUUCAAGGCUUCUAAUGCUUUUACUCCCCAAGAUCACAGUACACAUCAGACUGUAAGUGUUAAUGUUGUUGGGAAACUGUCAUAUAUGCACUGCUGACACAGGUAUAUAACCUUACAUUUGUUAUCACAUGAAAUGUGCACAUAGUUGUUGGAACAUGUAUGGCUGUUGUCCUAUGUCUUCACUGCAACAACCUACUGUUUCCUGUCAAACCAUACCCACUUUUUUUACUUUGGAAAAAACGCUAUGUGUGACUGUGUAAGCCAUCAAAUGAAAAGUGUGUUUGGAGUUGAGCUCCUUAUCCCAUUUCAAACUGGUCUGUGCUCACUAUGUACUUUAUUUAUCUUGUGCCUUAAUCCACAAUGUCCAGAUAUUUAAAAGGAUAAAAAUGCUUUUACAUGUAUAAGAAUGACAUGUAUUUUAAAUAGUAAUAAAGAGCUUUUACUGCG